UCACAUGCAUGUCCCUCCCACCGUAGAUAUAAUUUAUGUUGAAACUAGCUCUCUGUUUAGCUGUACUGUGCUGUCUGUGUUUACAGAAAGAUAGACUGUGUUAGUAAUUAUGCCUACAGACAAGAUAGACCUCAAGUCCUCACUGGAGGACAGCCCUCAGGUCCAGGCCCAAAUCUCCAGGCUGGAGGGCAACAUUGCUCCCAUGAAAGACUGUACUGUUCUGCUCAGAGACACGUUUCAAGCUUGCAGUGUCCAUCAGCUAAAGGUUUGCGAAGGAACAGAGACUUUAACAAAACUACUCAAAUCAUUUCAAGAAGAUGCUCUGAGUGAGGAUGACAGUUUCCUGUCUGGUUCAUUCAGUCGUAUUGGAAGAUACCUCAACGAGUUGCACUCGUGUCAGGACAUGCUGAGCUCUCAGUUGCAGAAUGCCGUGAUAGAACUGCUCUCACAGUUCAUUUCCAAUGAAUUCUCUGACAUUGAAAAAGUCAAAGAGAGUUUUGAGUCAGCUUGGCAUGACCAUGACCAGGCCACAAUCAAGUACAGUAGAGUCUCCAGAAAGAAAGACUCGGAUAAGACCCGUUUUGAAGCCAACGCAGAUCUGUUCACUGCCAGAAAGAAGUAUUACGAUAGCUGUCUUGACUACUACACCAAACUGAAUGGGUUCAAACUCAAGUGGAAGUAUUCUCUAAUGGAACCUCUACUCACAUACAUGCAUGCUCAGAUGUCUUAUUUCAAGGCUGGUCAUGAAGUGUUGAACAAAGAGCUAGGAAAGGUUUUAAAUGAACUCAACACUGAGGCCCAGAAGUUCCACAACCAAUAUCAGUCGGACAUGGCGGCCAUGGCUGAAGAGAGGGAGGAGAUUGAGCUCUCCUUCCCCGGUUUGUGUCUACCCGACCCUGAUCCAAACGACCCCUUCGUUGACUAUCACCCUCCCAAGACCAUAAUCUCAUCAAAGAACGGCUACCUCUUCCUCCGAGGGCAGAAGACUGGGUUCGGGUCUCAGUGGGACAGAGGCUACUUCUUCACCAAGAAGGGUCAACUGUUCUCCCACUUCCCUCAGAGGAAUGCAGAGCCUCUGUUUACAUUGAAAGGAGCAGAUGCCUCUCCGGGGGAGAUGGAUGACCGUCGAUACGUCCUUCAAGUCACUCACUCUUCUCAUAAGAGACCGUUUUACCUAAUGGCUGAGAAUGAAGUGGAGAAAGAUGAGUGGAUAGCAACGAUCAACAACAAUAGACAAGAGAGGAGCUCCCACCAGCCUAACUCAGCCGGCGAUGCAGAGUUCAUCAAACAGAAGAGAGAAGAGAUUCGUUCGUGGGUGAACAAGGAGAUCCGCCCUCCAAAGAUACGAGAUAGAGCCAAUACUACCAGACCCACCCGCAGUAACACUUCCUCUGCUCCCAAUCUCCCCCUCAUCAAACCCGUCAAAUCUCCCACUCGUUCUCCCGUCCUACCUCGAGUAUUUAAACCAAAGAAACAAGACCCGACCUCUGGACCGUAUCCCCUCUCUCCCUCACCCUCCUCACUUGGCCAGCUGCCCACACCACUGCAGCCAGAGAAAGUGCUAGCUGUCAGUGUGCCUCCCUCUCAGUCCACACCUGCUGUUGUGUCUUCAGGGAAGUUCUCCGUCAAGUACCUUGGCCACACCGAGAUUAAGGAUGGGAAGGCUCCAACUGUUAUCACUGACACCAUUCGCAAAGUGAUGGCUGCUCGCUCGGUACAGAAUGUGAAGUCAGCCAUUGAUAUCGAAAUGACUGUGGCUACGAAAUCCAUUGUGUUUAUGGACGUGGAAGCAAAGAAAGCAAUUGGUCAGAUACAACUAAAAGGAGUUGUGCGAUGCUCGACACACCCAGACAAUCUAAAACUCCUGGGAGUAGUGAACCAGUCCAAUGCAGACGCUGACAAGACCAGGUACAUCUGCCAUGUGCUGGAGAGUGAGUUUGAGAGCAGUCAGAUUUGCAAGGUGGUAGACGAUGCUGUCCGUGCUGCGCUGAACAGUCAUAUGUCUCUGCCUCCCAAGCAGUCACCUCAUGGCUCAUCUCAACCCUCAUCUCAACCCUCCAUGGGCUACUCUGGCCAGGCCCCGAUGGUGCCAAGGAGACCACCUCCUCCUAUCUUCAAACCAACCUAUAACGCCUCGGGAUAUGUAACCUUUGAUAAUGACCAAGUUGUAGCUGCUAAUGCAUCUCGGUCUACUGCUUCUACCGCUAUGCAAAAUACUUCGUCUGCCCCCAACCUGACCAAUAGAUCAUCUCGACAACAAACGUUACCCCCUCAACCACCCUCAUCAAGUUCCAAUUCUGGUGACCUCUUCUCUAAAGACAACGUCACCAGCCAAGGAAAACCACCUCCUGAAAACAAGUUCACAGAUAACUUCACCACGCAAGAUUCUGAUCGGUAUUCUCCGGACCUGGAUGACCUUCCACCUCUAGACUCACCACCCCCUUCGAUUGGUACUCACACAACAGACUCCAGCUACAUCAGUGACUCCAGCUUCACUGUGACACCCUCAAGCAUUCCAGACACAACCAAAGGCGCAGGUUACUUCUCAAACGCAGCUGUGAGUGAGUCAAUUGAUAACGAGUCGGUAUGGUCUAGCGUCGGUGGGCAGCCAAGCACGACAGCUGACUCUGGCUAUUUCAAGGCUGAUGGUGGGAUUAGCUCUGUGGGGGAGCCCCAAGACCUCGCUGAAGACUUUGAUUUAUUCCAAGACACUUUCAAUGACUCCAAUUCCACAAUGUCUACUGACUUUUUUCAGUCCAAGCAACAAUCGCUCAAUCCAAGCUCCACCAGUGGCUACUAUACCUCUCAAGGAACUACCCCUUCACAAUCUAGCUCUUUGGGUACGACAAAACCAGCUGCACAGCCGUCUAGUUAUUCAACCUUGACCUCCUCUACUUACUCUACUUCAACCUCGAUGGGGACAUCAUCUUUCUCCACUGCAAGCUAUCCUCCAAUCUCCACUUCAUCUCAGGUCCUGGACACUACGAAUAAUCAAGAUGAGGAUUAUGACUUAGGGGAACCUGUGGACCUGCUCAGUGAUCUAGCAGACGAGCCUUACAGUGAUGGCUCAAACUUUCAAACUAGCUACUCUGCAGCCCAAACCACUUCAAGUGGUUACUACCACGCUGAUCAAACUACACCUGCUAUGUCUACAAGUACAGCAUACUUUUCGACCAGCUCAAGCGUGAAUGGUAAUGGAUAUCCUCCCUUCGAUUCUACAGCUGGCAAUAAUCUAGGAGGUGACAAUUUUGGAGAUGACGACAACUGGUUGCCACCAUUACCAGAUGAAGAUGACUUGGGUGGAGUACCCACUUCUUUUGGUGGGUCAUUUGUGACUCACUCCUCUAGAAAAAGCUGAUCCCAUGCAUGCAUAUGACAUAUUAUUAGGUGCAUGUAUGUUAUAACAAACAGUAUAAUAAUUAUGUUGUAUUGUGACAAAGUGGUUAUUUUUCUGCAAGUAUAAUUAUUAUAUAUAUUUAUAUUAUUAUUACUCCCGUUUUGUACACACAAUUCUUACGACAAACAUAAUUAUAAUUUUACAGUAUACAAUAAUGACAAUGUACGGUAUACAAUAAGAAAUUAUAAAUGAUGGUGACAGUUAAGAGACAACAUGAAAAUAAUUCUGUUAGUCUAAGAGUUUGUUUGUGUUCUCGUCCCGAGGUGGAAACUCUUUGUGAGUACCAAGUUGUUCACCAGAGCGACACUCGUCCAAAAGAGCCUGGAGAUCUGAUGUAGGCAAUGGCUGCAUGAGGGACAUAGAGGGAGCUAGCUUAGAUAAUAAUAUUAUGCAUGGCUCAUUUUGUCUAGCGAAAUGCAGUUGGGUAUGUACAGCCUUGUAGUACGUAACACAGCACAAAUGUGUCGAGUACCAAAAUUUACACUCAUUACGAAAAAUAAUCUAGACAUGACUAGCUGACAACCCCUAACAGACAAAUAUUUUAAUUAUAUAACUCGAUGUCGAUGAGGAGUAAGUAAUAAACGGGACUUACUAGUAUCAGUUGGUUCUCAGCGUGUAUAGCUCUGAGUCUGUCAUCAAUGCUUCUCAGUCGCUCACUCUCACUGCGAGACAUCUGAAACUGGUGGAGCACUUCCUCUCCAGGCACUGCAUGGAUUAGUGAUGCCAUGAACAUCUCGCUUAUAGUGGUAUUUUUUUAUACAUACUUAGACGUAGCCUAGAUUUUACCUAUUCCUAUUCCUAUAUGUGUCCCCUUGUCCACUUCAGGUUCUCCCUCCUCAUCUUCUGUACUGCUGUCACAACCUAUGGUGCUGAUGUGCCCACUCUCACUGCCCAGCUCUUGUGGAUUGUGUGAGCCAGUGCGCGAUGAGCAGGAGAGAGACUCCCAAGCACUAGGUGGCAGAAUGGCCUGCAGCUGGCUGUGUGAGAACAAAAUUAUAUGAAAGCAACAUGUCUGUGUGUGUAUUGUACAAAACAUAGGGGGUUAAUGUAUUGGUACUGUACGUGGAUGACUACAGGUUCAAUUGAGCAAUUCAAUUCUUUCCACGCAAUUGAAAGCACUCAUUACGGUACAGUAUAUUCAUACUGGGAGUGUCGCCCAAAUCAAACGGUACAUGUACUUGUCAAUAGUUUUCAUCCUAUCCAGGUCUUCUUGUUUGAGUGCAAAUCCUUCACGAAUGUCUCUCACACAUAAAAUCAACUCGUUUUCGUUAGGAUCUAUUUCCUGUAGGCAAGUUAAUCAUCAUUGCAAAUUUAUACGCAUAUUCAAACCUCUGCCUUGUUUUCUCCACUAAGUAGCUCAUCUAGCCUUUGUUUCUCAGCCUCAGUCAUGGCCACCAGAGCUCCAGCAUCACUAGCCAACUAGAAUAAUAAAUAGCAUCUAAAAUAAUGUAGCAACACAUACAUUGAUGCAUGUUCAUACCUCAAUGUUUCUUUGGAUGAAGUUAGUGCCACUAAUCUCGGUCUGUGUAUUGGGUUUAGUUUUAAGGUCAGCAGUUUUCUCUGUUUCUGAGUGGAUAUGAUUCCUCUUAGCUGAACCAUGGGAUUUUACAGUGCAGCUGGUACUAUCUCCAGCUACGAAACAGACAAAAAAUGAGUACAUGCAAUCAUACACUGAGAUUUGUACCUGAACUGGCAUUGUCGUUCAGCUGUGUUGUAAACACUGGUGGGUACUCUGUAAACAAAAAUAUAAUGGCAACUGUUGAAUUGAUUGAUAUAUGUACAGCUCACUUUGUCGGUCCAAUGAGUGUGUUGAACUGGUUUGAAGACUAAUGUUUGAGUCUAUUUGCUGUUCUAGUAGUUUUCGUUGUUUUUUGACAUCCCUUUCUUUCUGUAGAACCAGUGAAUAGACAUUAAUGGUCAGUGAAAUGGGGAAGAUAUAGCACAAGGUGCACUGUUUACAUACAAAAAUGUCUGAAUAAAGGACACCUUAUAAAUUAUUUUGGCCCCAAAGUACAAAGGGAAGAUUCCUCUGUAAUAAAUUAUGUAUCCCGCAAGCAGGUUGAGGCUUGCCAACAAUGAACAUGUUACCCUCCCAUUGCAGGUAGAGAGUACACAUGGCAUGUAAAAUAAAGUUAGUGUUGUCACCUUGUCCAAAUCAGCAAGCUUCUCAUCCAAUUUCCUCAUCUUCUCAAUGGCUUUCUUCAACUUGGGAUCCAUGCUAUUAAACAAAGGCUCAACAGUUGCUGAGCUUGCAGUCAAUGUGCUGUCACAGUCUCUAGGAGAUAGCACAUCCUCUUCUUUGUCA
Halichondria panicea is the source of this 5702-nucleotide messenger RNA. Its product is annotated as DCC-interacting protein 13-alpha-like. Gene Ontology annotation, cellular component: endosome membrane; cytoplasm. The coding region runs from base 110 to 3358 and encodes 1082 amino acids. Gene Ontology annotation, biological process: signaling. Gene Ontology annotation, molecular function: protein binding. NCBI's taxonomy places the organism in Eukaryota, Metazoa, Porifera, Demospongiae, Suberitida, Halichondriidae. The record is from RefSeq and is a predicted model, not a curated record. The transcript has 22 exons.